This is a messenger RNA of Homo sapiens (human), 1687 nucleotides long. It is a transcript of the gene GYPE, whose product is annotated as glycophorin E (MNS blood group). Lineage: Eukaryota; Metazoa; Chordata; Mammalia; Primates; Hominidae. Bases 53 to 289 code for a protein of 78 amino acids. The record is from RefSeq and is marked reviewed. The transcript is spliced from 4 exons. Gene Ontology annotation, cellular component: membrane.
GUCUUUGGUAGUUUUUUUGCACUAACUUCAGGAGCCAGCUCGUGAUCUCAGGAUGUAUGGAAAAAUAAUCUUUGUAUUACUAUUGUCAGGAAUUGUGAGCAUAUCAGCAUCAAGUACCACUGGUGUGGCAAUGCACACUUCAACCUCUUCUUCAGUCACAAAGAGUUACAUCUCAUCACAGACAAAUGGGAUAACACUCAUUAAUUGGUGGGCGAUGGCUCGUGUUAUUUUUGAGGUGAUGCUUGUUGUUGUUGGAAUGAUCAUCUUAAUUUCUUACUGUAUUCGAUGACUGAUAAAGGUUUUCAUGCCUCUGGGAUUGAGAUUAGAGGAAGAAAGCAAAGAAAGGACAUUUUUUUACUUCACUGUUCAUGGUGUAAUUGUGUGCCUGACGGCUGUAGCUACUAACUUGGCUUACGUUGACUGGCUACUAAGGGACUCUAGGAGUCAGAAACUAAAUGCUGAGUCUCUCAAAGGCGUAGAGAGAAUUUCAGAGGGCCUUACCAUGACAUGAGGAUUAAACUCCAGUUCUGCCCGAUUCUCAUCACGAAAUCCUUAUCCCAUGCCUCAUUGUGUUUGGUGUCCCCUUGCCUAGGGGACAGUCCUCCUGGGUAAGAUCAGCAAGAUAACUCUUCAGUCACAUUCCAUUUGAUACUUUGAAUACUCUGAGGUCCUUACCCACCAAAUGGAUGGAAUUCAGCUGCUCAAUCACUGCCUUUCUCAGAACUCGGUUGUCCAACCACAAUUCCCUUUCCCUUAGGAUAGGGCUAUAUUGGCAAAAUGCCGCCCGAACAGACUGCUGACAGUAAACCAAAUAUUAGUUUCUCUCACCUUCUUGAAGGCAUUUACAGUCUUUGUAAGCUUUUCUCCUAGAUUUUCCCUUUCCUGUUCCUGCUUAGAUUCUAAGAAUGAAGUGCAUCCUUCUCCUUUUCUUCAUUAGGUGAAGUGGGAUUUACCCAUUACCAUAUAUUCACCACCAGGUCACUGACGAGAGACUCCAGUGAAUCGCUUUCCCUCUGCAUUCCUCUCCUUGUACAGACUAGAGGGUCACAUUGUGUAAAGCCUAACAUAGCCCUGCAAAGAGAUCUGGCCCCAGCAGUGAACACAAACUCAGUAAUUCUCUUUAGAGUGAGGUGGUAAUCAGUGCCUCUUGGUUUCAGCCGUGGUCCUAGUGGCUACUUAUGGAAGAAUAGGAAUAGUUCCACAACAUCCUGUAACAUUGGCUUACCUGUAUAUUAUAUGCCACCCGUAACCAUAAAAACACCAGGAUUUAGGUUCCUUGAAGGUAAUGACUAUGGGUCCCUCUCUGUGGAAGAAUACUGAAUAGAAGAGAGAAAUCACUCAAUAUGUGGAAUGACUGAUAUGGUUUGGCUGUGUUCCCACUCAAAUCUCAUCUUGAAUUGUAGUUCCAAUAAUCCCCACAUGUCAUGGGAGGAACCCAGUGGGAGGUACUUGAAUCAUUGCGGUGGUUUCCCCUGUGCUAUUCUCAUGAUAGUGAGUAAAUUCUCACAUAAUCUGAUAGUUUUAUAAAGGAGCUUCCCCCUUCACUCAGCUCUCAUUCUUCUCCUUCCUGCCACUAUGUAAGAAAGAUGUGUUUGUUUCCCCUUUGGUCAUGAUUGUAAGUAUCCUGAGACCUUCCCAGCCAUGCAAAACUGUAGAUCAAUAAAACCUCUUUCCUUUAUAAAUUACA